UAAUGUUAUGAUUUUUUUUAUUUUUAAAAAAGAAGUGAUUUGAUGGACACUAAUUCUUGAAUACCUUUGCUUUGCUUUCAUGCUUUAGCUUUUCCACCUGGCCCCAUCUUUACUCUUAACAAUUCUGUUGUAACACAAACUUUCAUCUCUGUUCAUCUUCAAUCUUCCCCUGCAAAAGUCUGAAGCAACUUCUUUUCUUUUCAGCCAUUAAAUAACCAGAAACACAAGCCCACUUAACUCAUAGAUAAUGAGAAGAGUGCUGUCCAAGUGACAGAGAAUUGAAGUGAAUUUCAAUAUCUUGAUGGGUAAACACAGGUUUAGAUUCUCAGAUAUGAUCCCAAAUGCCUGGUUUUACAAGCUCAAAGACAUGAGCAAGACCAGAACUUCACAUUUCUCUUCUCAUCCUAAUAACAAAAAAAUCCUACCAAAAUCAAAUUCAACUUCACAAAAUCCUCACAUUUCCUUCCCAAGGUACUCUUAUUACUUCACCACACAACCCAUCAAACCAGAAAAAUUAUACAAUUCUCCUGUCAAGUCCAAAGCCUCUGAUACACAUUUUCCUGAUCCUUCCACCAAGAAAUACACUAAAAGAAAAACAAUUUACAAACCUUCUCCCAAACAUUUCUCUUCCAAUAAUGUGUCAACUUAUUGUGCCUCUCAUUAUUUUAAGUCUCCAGAUGACUCCUGUAUUUCUUCUGCUGAGAGCUCCAAUGAAGCUAAUUACUUCCCUGAAAAUGAUUCCGAGGACGACAGCUUUUGUCACUGUGAACUCACUUCUUCAACUACCGAUAUAAUCAUCGACCCCAAUGAAAAAAAGUUUCUUUCCAGGAAAGUCAAGAAGCUUAAUGGGUUCGACACCAUUUCAGAAAUGGAGCUUCCUCCAAUAUUAACAAAGCCACCAAAUGCUAAUCACCAUUUUCCUGUGAAGAUUGUGGAGGAAGAAAGUGUGAGGACUCAAAAGGAGCAUAGAAACAAGGCUGCUGUUAUCCGAAAGUUGUGGUCAUCGAAUUCUCCAGGGAUGAAGCUAAGAGCAAAAGCGAAUUCUCCAAGAAUUGGAAGCAAGAAACUUCAAGCUGCUUGUUCAAGAAAGAGCAUAUCUAGACACAUGGGGUAUUCGGAGAGCUUUGUGGUGGUGAAAUCGUCGGUUGAUCCGCAAAGAGAUUUUAAGGAUUCAAUGGUGGAAAUGAUUGUGGAGAAUAAUCUUCAAAAUUCCAAGGACUUGGAGGAUCUUCUUGCUUGCUAUCUAACGCUGAAUUCCAAGGAAUAUCAGGAUGUCAUUGUCAAGGCAUUCGAGGAAAUCUGGUUUGAUAUGACUAAUCUUCGCUUGUAAAUUAAUUUAUUAAUUCGCAAAUAAUUUGUUAUAUAAAUUUUAGAUGUAAGCUUCUUCUUCUUCUUCUUCUCUCUGUUUUCUUAUGUACUUUUUGGCUCAGGUAAGUUGAAGAUAUGCUAAUAAUAUUGUUUAGAAGAGUUCAUUGCAAUUGCAGAGCCCUGCAUUAUUAAGGC
Mangifera indica (mango) is the source of this 1503-nucleotide messenger RNA. RefSeq names its product transcription repressor OFP2-like. The transcript has a single exon. Gene Ontology annotation, biological process: negative regulation of DNA-templated transcription. NCBI's taxonomy places the organism in Eukaryota, Viridiplantae, Streptophyta, Magnoliopsida, Sapindales, Anacardiaceae. The record is from RefSeq and is a predicted model, not a curated record. Gene Ontology annotation, molecular function: DNA binding. The coding region runs from base 302 to 1330 and encodes 342 amino acids.